Messenger RNA from Fusarium redolens, 1459 nucleotides. Its product is annotated as FAD-linked oxidoreductase-like protein. Gene Ontology annotation, molecular function: FAD binding; proline dehydrogenase activity. The record is from RefSeq and is a predicted model, not a curated record. Gene Ontology annotation, cellular component: mitochondrion. The transcript is spliced from 2 exons. NCBI's taxonomy places the organism in Eukaryota, Fungi, Ascomycota, Sordariomycetes, Hypocreales, Nectriaceae. The coding region runs from base 45 to 1433 and encodes 462 amino acids.
AAGCGUCCUUUCACCAUCAAAUAAUCACUUGUCUUCAUUUCAACAUGCUUUCUCGAACCGCCGUUCAACAUCAAAGGCAUCUGUUGCCCUUAUCAUCUCGUCUUUAUGUACAACCACAAAUAAGAGCUGUCUCCAAUGCAGCGCUGAGAACCUCUUUAAAGCCUACACAGGCAUCCGUGGUGGAUGAACCGUCACCUCUCUCCAAGAUGCCGAUGGGAGUGCUCCUACGUUCCGUUGCCUUGACAACAGUAAUGGCCAAUAAGUGGUUACUGCGACCGUCACUUGCAUUCAUCGCGCUUAUCACACAGUCCAACUCAGUGCUCCUAAACCCCGAUAAGAACCCAGUGCUGAGUCGGAUCCUUCAAUGGACUAUUUAUGACCAUUUUUGCGCAGGGAACAGCAUUGCCGAGGUGUCGAAUACUGUCAAGUACAUCAAGGACCUUGGCUUCCACGGCAUCAUUCUCGGAUACUCGAAAGAUGUCGUCUUGGACCCCAACGUGGAGCUUCCAACGACAGGCAUCGAGGACUACCCCGCUGAAUGCUACAGGAUGAUUGAUGAGUGGAAGAAGGGUAACAUCGAGACGCUCAAUAUGAUUGAGUCUGGCGAUCUUCUCGCUGUUAAGGUAACUGGCGCUGGGCCUAUUGCUGUAGACGCCUUACAGGCUGGUCGCCCCAUGAACAGCUAUCUCCACAAAGCCUUAAACGACAUCUGCAACGAAACUCGAAAGCGCGGAUGUCAACUCUGGAUCGACGCAGAACAACAAGCUAUGCAGCCUGCCCUCGACGACUGGACGAUCGUACUAAUGCGAGAACACAACCGAAACGGAAACGCCCUCAUUUAUAACACCAUCCAAGCUUAUCUAAAAGGUGCUAGGCAGAAUGCGAAACGACACAUCCAACUAGCAGCUCAAGAAGGCUGGACUGUUGGCAUCAAGCUAGUGAGAGGUGCAUACAUCGAGAAUGAGAUACGGUCUUUGAUCCAUGACACGAAAGAAGACACGGAUAACUCUUACAACGAUAUUGCGGACAUGCUUAUUUCUCGAAGAGUACCCGAUGGAGCUGCAAACCUGGAGUUCCCAGACGCUGCACUCGUUUUGGCAACACAUAAUGCUGAUAGUGCGCAAAAGGCUCUCCAAACUCAGAGAAAACGACUUGAGGCUGGUCUUCCCACAGUGCCUAUGAAGUGUGCGCAGAUCAUGGGCAUGGCUGAUGAGUUGAGUUGCAAGCUGCUACAGGAUUACGAGCAGGCUGUAAGGGAGAACAGAGUCACUAACGAAACACCCAAGAUCUACAAGUGCUUGCCGUGGGGCUCGGUGCAGGAGUGUAUUAAUUAUCUUUACCGACGAGCGGUGGAGAAUCGUGGUGCUGUUGAGAGGACGCAGCAUAUGGCGCAGGCUAUGAGACAGGAACUCCGACGUAGGAUACUGGGGUAGAGAGCAGACAGAAAUAGAUAUUGAAG